CGUCGUUGGUCGCUGUGAGAGUGCGUAAGUGCCAUAUUGGCAUGAAGCAAUCGAGUCUAUGAAUUCGUACUGUUUUAAGUAAUUUUUGUUGUCUGCCCAUUGUUUUUUUUCCACGUAAAAGUAUUUCGUGCGUGCGAUAUGAUCGUGUAAUUUAGAGUUUUUCGAAACAGAAAUUAUUGUCGUGUCUUUCUAGUCCAUUUGUGUGUUUAUUUGUGUUCUGUAUUUUUGGAAAAUCUAUUUUGUACCUACCUAUUUUUUUUUUUUAUUAAUCGUUUAUCAAGCAACUUUUGUGUUUCUGAUAUUAUUUUACUUUUAAUAACCAAUUACUAUCGUUACUCAUCCACCGCGAUAAAACAUUAUAAUUGGGUUGCAUUGCAUGAUCAGGCCAUUGUGCACUAGUUUCUACAGUUUAAUAAUAUUCUUAUAAUAUACGUCGUCCUCGUGAAUAGUUUUUUCACUUAUAAACGCACUUUUUAUUGACAUAAAGUAUGUGGUCCAAGAGCAACGCAGACAAACUAAAAAUGGAACUUUCAGGCAAGCGGGAGAAACAACAGCAGUCCAUUAAAAGCGAGAAGGUUACUGAAGACAAUACCAAUAUAAAAAUGGAUUCUGGAUUCUUGUCUGGUGCCAAUCUGUCUUGCGAUAUGUUAUCCAAAGAGAAUAUUGAAUGCGAUGUAAAAAACAAAGACCUCAAUUUCAAACAACUAAAAGAAACACCAACAAUUGUUGUGGAUAGUGGUUUGGAUAUCUGUGAAUCGGGCUGUUUGAGUGAAUUGGAUGUUGACCAAAAAAACACCUGUAAAUCCUAUUCUAACACUGAACACAAUUGGCAGUUUUAUUUCCAACAGAAUGAAGACGGUGACACGCAACUUCAUCUUGCUAUCCUUCAUGGAUAUAUCCAAGUUUCAAAACGGUUAAUUGAUAUUUGUCCAGAUUCCAAACUAUUAGAUAUACGAAAUGAUGAUGGCCAAAGUGCUCUCCAUUUGGCUGUUAUCACAAACCAAUGUGAAAUUGUAAAAUACCUAAUGAUGGCUAAUGCCAAUGCAGAAGUAUUAGAUUGUAAUGGAAAUACAGCAGUUCAUUUGGCAUGUUAUGGUGGAAAACUAGAUUGCCUGAGAAUAUUAGCUAGUUAUGUAUUACUACCAAAAAUAUUUGAUACUAUUAAUUAUGAUGGUUUGGCAUGUAUUCAUAUUGCAACAAUUGCUAACCAUCCAAAUCUACUUAGAUUUAUUGUUAAUAGUUCAAAAAAUGUGAAUAUCACAGAUUAUAAAAGUGGAUACACGGCAUUACACUUUGCUGUAGCUCUAAAUAGAGCUAAUCUAAUUGAAUGUUUAUUAGAUAAAGUUGAUCCAAACAUUGAGAGUUAUGCUGGAAAAUUAGCAUUUGAAAUUGAUGUUGAUUAUGAUGAAGAUGAAGAAGAUAAUGAAAUUUCUGACGAUCUUGUGAAAUCAAUGAAUGUACUUCAGUUACCUAAUAACAGUUCAAUCAAGUGUUGAAGAAUUUAUUUACCAAUGUUGUUUUACCACAGAAUAGAUUAAAUGGUAAUACUAACUGUCGACACGGAGUUA
This is a messenger RNA of Aphis gossypii (cotton aphid), 1568 nucleotides long. Its product is annotated as NF-kappa-B inhibitor cactus-like. The record is from RefSeq and is a predicted model, not a curated record. Gene Ontology annotation, molecular function: protein binding. The transcript is spliced from 6 exons. Bases 489 to 1496 code for a protein of 335 amino acids. Lineage: Eukaryota; Metazoa; Arthropoda; Insecta; Hemiptera; Aphididae.